AUGGCGGCCAUUUCAAGAAGAGAGAAGUUCGUGGCAAUUUCCCAGUCUUUCAGAUCUCGUCUGGAGGAAGUGAAUUGUCCAUUUGUUGAAGAUGUCGAUGAUUCAUGGAUUAUGGAACAUAUAUUCACACCUGGUGAGCAACGCAUCAGAUUGCUGCAGUGGCUUUUUAGUAGAUUUGAUCCACACCUCACUGAACUUUUCGAUUCUCAGUGCAUACCAUCAGAUACUAAAAUAGAUUCCAGAUUACAAAGAUUGCUGUAUGUGUCAUCAAUAUUAGGUCUAUGUAAUCCAAAUGAUGUUGAACUUGUACGGGGUAAUACAUCCAAGUCCAAACAGAUUGACUUCAUAGAUCAGUUAAUAGAUAUGGUAUAUAUAUCAGAGACAUCUGAAGAUGUGUCCAAGAGGGCAAUGAGUAGCCCUGGUCUAAUCGAUGAAUCAGUGAGUUUGCCCGAGCAAGUGAACCAUGACUGUAAUCUUCUGGAAACCAUUGUCAGACAAGAAAAUAUGAAUGCAUUGUUUUCCGUUAAAACUUCAUUACUGCCUCCAGAUCUAACGAAAAACAUGAGAACGUCCAUGAAGGAACUAGGAUAUGGACCAGAUCAAAGAUACGAGCUUCCCCAGACAUACAAGUUAGAAUGUCUUUCAGAAGAGCUGGCUAAACAGUUGAUCAGAUCAACUGCACAUUUAAAAGAACUUCAUGCAUGUCCUGAAUACGAUGAAAGCGUUGUCAAGAAAGUCAUAAAAACUACCGAAUUGGUGUCAUCUGAGCUGGCACAGCUAGUAACUGGAUUCACCUUCACAUUUGAGAACGAGAUGAGACCGUGGUGUGGCCGAUCACCGCCCAUUUUAAGUGAUAUUGGGGUCUCAUUUAAACGAGUUUAUACACUUCUUCAGAACUUUAUGCAAACCUUACAAAGUUUCUCCAUGAUAAAGACAUCAGUUAACAGUAUUUUGAAAUCACAGAAGGAUGUGGACAUCCCACAAGAAGCUGAAAUGAUUGAUCGUUUCAAGGAGUGUGUUCAGAUUUUAAAUGAUUUAUCCAGCAGUCAACAGGAAAAGAGGUACUGAAGAUAUAGGAGAGAGUGACCACUGGUACCUACUUACAAGGGUAUCCCAUAAUAAGAAUGGCUGCAGAAUGUACCCCUCUCUUGCUAGCCAGUGGGAUGCCUUAGUCAACUAAGAGCAACAUCUCAAACCAUCCAAUAAUUUGACAACCAUUCAUAUUUCAAUAAAUUUCCCAGAUGCUAAAUAUA
This is a messenger RNA of Saccoglossus kowalevskii, 1253 nucleotides long. RefSeq names its product HAUS augmin-like complex subunit 7. The record is from RefSeq and is a predicted model, not a curated record. Gene Ontology annotation, molecular function: microtubule minus-end binding. Gene Ontology annotation, biological process: microtubule organizing center organization; spindle assembly. Gene Ontology annotation, cellular component: HAUS complex. Lineage: Eukaryota; Metazoa; Hemichordata; Enteropneusta; Harrimaniidae.